Molecule: messenger RNA, 3915 nt
Organism: Osmia bicornis bicornis
Lineage: Eukaryota; Metazoa; Arthropoda; Insecta; Hymenoptera; Megachilidae
Exons: 4
Coding region: 1143-2498 (451 amino acids)
Source: RefSeq, a predicted model, not a curated record
CGGCAGUCUGUUAUCCACUGUUAUCGUUGUUUGGUUCCUCACGUGCGUCGUUCUAGACUACCUGUUGCAUCAUUUUAUUCAUACAGAGAUGUGCGAAUGAAAUUGAGAAAAACUCGAAUUGAAAUGGGAGGAAAAACAACAUACGAGGUCAGACGACAUCCUGGAUUUAUUCAAGGCAACAAUUGAAAAAGGCAGCGUGCCUCGCGGUAAGUGAAGGUACGGUAAGUGAAGGUACCGCGGCGGAAGCAGGUACCUGUGCAGGUACCUCCGAAGAAGCUACAUCUGCUGCGGAUGAUUUUCUUACGGAGGAAAUAUAUGAAGAAAACAUAGAAAAUAUUGAAGAAAUGGAAAGUAUCGAAGAAAUUGUACAGGAAGGAGAUUUCUAUACAGAAGAAGAUCAAUUGAAUACCACCGAUGAAGACGAAGAAAUAAAUUGGGUGGUAGAGAAAGCCGAACCACCACAGCCAAAAGAACCAAUUUCGGAAGGAAUAGAUUUUGCUGAUUUUGCAUAUAUAUUCGAACAAAUAAAAAAUCUUGCAAAUCAUUCACCUAUUGGCUGUGGCAUUGAACAUUUCGAAAUAAUUGGAUGUCAAAAAUAUGGCUUAGAAAAAACGUAUGAUGUACAGUGCCGAAUGUGCAAUUACGUAGGACAAAUUCCGUGUCUUCGAAAGAAUGAUGGCACUAUGGAUAUUAACCAUGCCGCUGUUUCUGCAACAAAUAUAAUCAACUGGAGGAAUUACUCUCUGGUGUGAACAUGUCUUGCAUGACAAGAAGGAUAUACGAGAAAUGUCAGGAUGACAUAAUCGAUGGCUUCGAAGUGGCCGCACAACAAGAAAUGGAAGAAGCUGGAAAAGAGGAACGAGAAUUGGCUAUUGCAAGAGGCGAUGUGCUUGCAGGCUAUAAUAUACCAUGGAUUCCAGUUGUCGCAGAUGGCAGCUGGAUGAAAAGAUCGUACCGCGGAGGAGAUUACAAUUCUCUUUCUGGCGUAGGAGCCAUCGUGGGAUAUCAUAUGAAAAAAGUGCUGUAUAUCAGCGUUAAAAAUAAAUUUUGUAUGAUUUGCCAAACAGCAGCAAAAAAAGAAAGAAGCAGCACGCGAACAUCGCUGUUUCAAAAACUGGGGUCGUCAGCAAAGUUCAACCGGUAUGGAAAGUGCUGCUAUCGUCGAAGGAUUCAAAUGCAGCAUAGAAAUGCACGGACUAGUAUAUUCUAUAUUAGUUGCCGAUGGCGAUAGCAGCGUGUACAAGAAAAUAUUGGACAAUGAUCCAUAUAAAGAGUAUAUGGUGCAUAUACGAAAAAUAGAAUGCACCAAUCACCUGCUACGGAAUUUCAGUAGAAAAAUAAACGACAUCGUAGCAAAAGGCCGCUACAAGGAGCUAAGAGCUGUCGUAAAGGACAAUGCUCUGCGGCUACGUACUGGAAUAAAGAAAGCUGCAGAAUACCGAUUCAAAGAAAAAAUCCAACUACUCGAUCAAAUAAAAAAUUUGAAGGAGGACAUGAAAAAUGUACUGAGUCAUGUUUUCGGUGAACACAAGGAGUGUCAGAAGUUAGCAUAUUUCUGCAACAAGUAUUCUGACCCGAACAGAGUAAAUUAUGUUCCACGAUUGAAGCAAGCUGGUAUAUAUCAAAGCAUAGAAGAAGCGAUGCAGCCACUCUUCGCUCAAGCUGAAAGUUUAUUGUACGCUUUGAAUAAUAAUGCUGUAGAAAGCUUUAAUAAUAUAAUUGCCAAAUUCAUCGGAGGAAAAAGGAUAAACUUUGGACGAGGAGGCUCGUAUCAUGGUAGAGUCUCCGCUGCUGUCGUCCAAUUUAACAGUAAAGAGACCUUUAGCAAAUUGAGUAUGGCAAUGAAUAAAGAGCCGACAACCAUCGUAAGAAAGAUGGAAGAACGUCGGAAGCAUGCAGCCGAAAUGGCAUCGAAAUAUAAAAAAGAAGCGAAAGCAUCCUCCUUCAGAAAUGAGAAACAAUCGUACGACCAGGAUUACGGCCCCAGUGCAGCAAAACCAGAUAUGGAAGAGACUGUAUACUCUUCCGAGUAUGAAAGGCAUAUGGGUAUACUCCAUGAGUGGCAGACGAUGCGGCACACGAUCGAAGCGGAAACUCGCGAUCAAGCGAAAAGCGAAAAGUGGAUAGCUUACAGGAGAAAAUUAUUAACCGCAUCAAAUUUCGGGAAGAUAUGCAGAUUACGAAAAGUUACACCGCGGGCAAAUACUGUGAAGAGUAUUCUGUAUCCGCAAAUACCGAAUAUACGUUCCCUCGAAUACGGAAGGGAGAACGAAGCAAACGCCUUGAGGCAAUUAGAAGACGAAUUAGGAAUUCGUAUUCGACCAUGUGGUCUCUUCAUCGAUGCCAGUGUGCCUUACUUAGGUGCAACACCUGACGGCAUCGUAGACGAUGAUACCAUCGUCGAAGUAAAAUGUCCGGAAUCGGCGAAGGAUUUAUCGCCUGCUGAAGCUAUAGAGCAACUUCCUGCAAUACGACGUAUUUUCCGGGGGAUGAAAUGAACAAAAUUCAUUAUUACUAUUAUCAAGUGCAAGGACAGUUGCACAUAACGAAUAGACAAUGCGCUCUAUUCUGUUUAUGGACGCCGAAAGGAAUGAAAAUUAUAAAAGUGCCAAGAAAUGAUACAUUCUGGGCAACAGAGAUGGAGGAAAAACUGAGGAAGUUUUAUGAGGACUGCAUGUUGCCAGAAAUCAUAGAUAGUAGAUUCAAUCGACACCAGCCGAUUAGAGAACCACCGUAUAUAAAAACAGGAGGAGCAUGUACAAGUACACAAGUACAGAGUGACUAAUGCACCGACGAGUGCAUUCAGCUCAUAUGGAGAGCUGUCAAAGAAAAAAGUGCAACCCGAAGUCACUAAUGCACCGACGAGUGCAUUCAGCUCAUAUGGAGAGCUGUCAAACAAGAAAAUACAAUUCAAAGUGACUAAUGCACCGACGAGUGCAUUCAGCUCAUAUGGAGAGCUGUCAAAGAAGAAAAUACAAUUCAAAGUGACUAAUGCACCGACGAGUGCAUUCAGCUCAUAUGGAGAGCUGUCAAAGAAACAACUGCAACCCGAAGUCACUAAUGCACCGACGAGUGCAUUCAGCUCAUAUGGAGAGCUGUCAAAGAAGAAAAUACAAUACAAAGUGACUAAUGCACCGACCAGUGCAUUCAGCUCAUAUGAACAGCUGUCAAACAAACAAUUGCAAUCCAAAGUCACUAAUGCACCGACGAGUGCAUUCAGCUCAUAUGGAGAGCUGUCGAAUAAUAGAAGUACAAAAUAAUGUAAGUACGUAAAAGAAUGUAAGUAUGAAAGUAUUUGCAGAGUGAAGAGGACCGUCUAUGACGGGGGUGGUGGUGGGUCUCUUCACACUCUCCUAAUAAUUGAUACUUGCAGCUACUUUUCCUUACUUUUCACAGGAAGAGUACAAUGUAUGACAGCGUAAGUAUCACAUUUAUACUUUUGGUAUACAAGUAGUUGGAUGAAUUGGAAAUGAUCAUGAAUUUCAUAUAUGAAUUUAUUUUAAUUAUUUUCAGUGACCAGUAUCAAUGGUGAAAAUCCUGUUCUACGAAGGGAGGAAAGGAACCAGGUCUUCGCAAUGCAAGCAUAAAGAUAAGUAAAACACAUACAUUUACAAAUUUAUUGCAUGCAGAUUGAUUACAACUGAUUCUAAUUUUUCAUCGUAGGUUCAAUGAGAAUAUACUCUGUACACCAUUGCAAGAAAUAUUGGUGAGAAAUAGGAAAGUAAUAGUGGAUUCAUCAGGAAGUGUAGAUCAGACAAGGGUGUACAGCAUGAUAGUUGAAGAUAUUCGGUAUCGUCUCAACCAAAUUGUAUAGAUAAUGUUUGUUCAAUAAUUACUGUCAAUUAUCUUAUAAAUGUACGCAGUUCAUGUUCCACUGUAGUAUUUUAUUAAUAAAAAUUUUAAUCCUUUUUUCUG